UCAGAGAGCAUUCAUACUUGGACUCACUUGAAUACAAGCUCUCUCUGCUGCCUUGUCCCUCACUGCUGAUUUGGGACAGAGUAGAUUUCUAAGCUUCAGACUCUGAUACUGAUACUUGAUCAACUGAAACUUUUCGACACUUCAACAAGGCAUGAUGGAUAACAGUACGGACGACUACCCCGACUACUACAACUUUGAGAUGGAAAACAUGAACAACUCCUGCGAGUAUGAAGAGCUGCCAGUGUCAUACACUCUCAUCCCUAUCCUCUACAUGCUCAUCUUCAUCCUGGGGCUCUCAGGGAAUGGCGUAAUCAUCUUCAUCGUGUGGAAAGCAGAGAGCAAGCGCCGGGCGGCGGACAUCUACAUCGGGAACCUGGCUUUGGCGGACCUGACGUUCGUGGUGACCCUGCCUCUGUGGGCCGUGUACACGGCACUGGGGUAUAACUGGCCGUUCGGUGUUGUGCUGUGUAAGCUCAGCAGCUAUGUAGUGAUGCUCAAUAUGUUCGCCAGCGUCUUUUGCCUCACCUGCCUCAGCUUGGACAGAUACAUGGCCAUCGUGCGCUCUCUGAGCAGCUCACAGCUCCGAACCCGUGGACGAAUGAGGGCUUCACUCGUCGCCAUUUGGUGUCUCUCAGGAGCUUUGGCGUCACCCACACUGCUCUUCCGCACCACGCUGCACGAUAAAGCCAGCAACCAGACCUCCUGCGCUAUGGAUUUCAGCCUUGUUGCAACCAACCAGACAGAGAACUUUUGGAUCGCUGGAUUGGGCAUCUCAUCCACAGCUUUCGGGUUCCUAAUCCCCUUGCUGGCCAUGAUGGUCUGCUACGGUUUUAUCGGCUGCACCGUGACACGACACUUCAACAAGAACCUCCGCAAAGAGGACCAGCGCAAGCGGCGCCUCCUUAAGAUCAUCACAAUGUUAGUAGUGGUGUUUGCUGCUUGCUGGAUGCCCUUCCACCUUCUCAAGAGCAUGGAUGCCCUGUCGUACCUCGGAAUCGUACCAGAUUCCUGCUCACUGCUCAACUUCCUGCUCUACGCUCACCCAUACGCCACCUGCCUCGCUUACCUCAACAGCUGCCUGAACCCAUUUCUCUAUGCUUUCUUUGACCUGCGCUUCAGAUCCCAGUUUUUGUGCCUUCUGAACCUGAAAAAAGCGCUCCAACCUAGCCCAGCAAGUUCUCUCUCCUCCCAAAAGACUGAAGCACAAUCUCUAGCCACUAAGGUGUGAAGUACCAAGAGGAAGUCACCUCGUUCGAGCCUUCGCAACUUGACGGUAAAUCUACUGAUCUUGGACAAGCAACCGUAGACCGUAGACACUUGUGUAUGGCACCAAAAGACCUUGAGAGACUGCUCUUUUUUAUUAACUGCUCCUUUUGUUCAUGAGCACAUUGGUGCGGUCUGAAGACCCUGAGGUUUUCUGGAGUGGAGUGCCAGUCUCUUUGGCAUGGCUUCCAGAGAACAGAGCCCACAGACAGCUGCGUUCCAGACGUCAGCGUCAGACGUCUCAUAGACCUUGUGUGGACUCCGUAGGGGACUCGAGGAUGAUGGAGGAAGCCUAGUGGGUGGUCGGCACAACUUACGAGAGACAUUUGCUCUCAACUUUGGCAAACGAACUCCUCCAUAAUUUGAUCGCUUCGUUUCUUAAGCACUUGGUCAUACAUAGAUAAGGUUCUCUGUCCCAGUGUCUCCUACUGAGCAAUUUACCUGUUGUCUACAUCACUGGGGAUCAGACUGGUGGAAAGGGGGGGGUUAGGGGGGUGUCAGUCGAGAAGAAGUGUUGCAGCUUGAUUAAAGAGUUGUGAGUGUGUGUGAGUGUGUUUGGGGGACUCUGAAUGCCAGAUGGCAACUGACAAAUGCUGUCGGAGGAGGGCGAGUUAAUAAGUGGCAGCUUUUACAAAUGACAGACUGCUGUGUGUGUGUGUGUGUGUGUGUGUGUGUGUGUGUGUGUGUGUGUGUGUGUGUGUGUGUGUGUGUGUGUGUGUGUGUGUGUGUGUGUGUGUGGACAUUUAUAGAAUGUAAUGGGUAGCUAACUUUCAUGAAUUUCUCAUUUUUCAUGAUCACCUGCUGUAUGAAACUGCAAUGAAAUAAUCUGUAAAUAAAAUGUUUAUUCCUCUGAAAA
Tachysurus fulvidraco (yellow catfish) is the source of this 2119-nucleotide messenger RNA. Its product is annotated as apelin receptor B-like. The record is from RefSeq and is a predicted model, not a curated record. NCBI's taxonomy places the organism in Eukaryota, Metazoa, Chordata, Actinopteri, Siluriformes, Bagridae. The coding region runs from base 152 to 1228 and encodes 358 amino acids. Gene Ontology annotation, cellular component: membrane. Gene Ontology annotation, molecular function: G protein-coupled receptor activity. Gene Ontology annotation, biological process: G protein-coupled receptor signaling pathway. The transcript has a single exon.